Messenger RNA from Cololabis saira (Pacific saury), 2318 nucleotides. RefSeq names its product CD226 molecule (gene cd226). The transcript has 7 exons. Gene Ontology annotation, cellular component: external side of plasma membrane. The coding region runs from base 153 to 1244 and encodes 363 amino acids. Lineage: Eukaryota; Metazoa; Chordata; Actinopteri; Beloniformes; Belonidae. The record is from RefSeq and is a predicted model, not a curated record. Gene Ontology annotation, biological process: positive regulation of Fc receptor mediated stimulatory signaling pathway; positive regulation of mast cell activation; positive regulation of natural killer cell cytokine production.
AAACUAUUACAAAGCAUUUUAAUCUGCUGAAAACCUCGACUUUACACGAAACACAAACUGUCUCCCACACCAGAGAGCUAGCAGGAAGUGCAGCUCGGGUGCCUCUCCACUCGUCUCAUCAAUGCAGCUUUCAUUCUCCCUCGGUGGGCAAGAUGGAAGCUGUACAAAAGGACUUCUGGUACUUGGUGGUACUAAUUUUUCUCCCUUUUCUCAAAGUUGCUGUCCAGCAGAGGGAGGUUGCGACGGUCCCGCUGGAGGAGGGGAUGGUGCUGGACUGCUUAUGUCCCUGGACCGGCAACUUCAGCAUGGUGUCCUGGACCAAAGGGGCAAACAAGAGCCACGUGGCCGUGUUCCACCCGGAGUACGGGACCGCUUUCUCCUACCACUACAGGGACAGGGUGGAAUUCCUGAGGACCACGCCCAUGGAUGGAAGUAUUUCUGUGAAGAACGUCACUCACCAGGACAUCGGGGUCUACCACUGCUCCGUCCAGACCUUCCCCGAGGGGCCCUGGACCAAGAACGUUCAGGUGGAGGAUUUAGAUGAGCCACCAAAAGAAGAAAACAGCACGGAGCUCCCGUCCCCAGAGGCGACGGUGGUGGACACAGAGCUGGUGGCGGAGCAGAGCAACAACCUGACCAUCAGGUGCAACCACCAGCACAACGCCACCAUCUACCAGGUCAUUCUGGAGAGGAUGCUCCUCGGCCUGCCCUGGGUCAUCAUCGGAGUGUGCAAGAAGGUGGAGGGAGGCCUGGUGGGCGAGGACUACAGCGACAGGGGCAGGGUGAACUGCGCCGACAGCUUGGAUGUUAGUCUGCAUCUGACCAACGUUGGAGAGGAAGACAGCGGUUUCUAUCGCUGUACGUUUAACACAGACGUGGGCGUGCAGACCACCACGGUGCAGCUCACUGUCGCUCCUCCAGAAGCAGGUGGAAUCAGCCUGUCGUUAUACAUGAUGUAUAUCUACAUCGGUGCUGGAGCUGCUGGACUCAUUCUGCUUAUCGCCAUCGUCAUACUAGCACUGAGGCACAGAAAGAAGAACAGGAGAGAGGAGUACCGGGUCCGACUGCACCCGUCCCAGAGACAGCCAAACAUCUAUGAGAACAUUCAUUGGUGUAGAAGAACCCCAAAGACAUCCAGGCAGAUGAGAGACUGCCGGAUCUAUGCCAACCUGCCGACGGGGCAAUCACCCCGAGCCACCAGUCAGCCUCACAAUAAAAGACCACACGUACAGAAACCACGAUAAUCCGCUUUUUAUCCCCUUCAGCUCAGAAUGUGCUCAGCUUUUCUCACGCAGCACAUCAGUAAGUACCAGAGCGAUAUAAGCAAACACUUACAAGCACAGAUUAUGACGGCGCUGACGGAUAGCCAGACAGCGGCUUGAGACGAACUAACAAGCCGGUGCUCGUCUCGGAGUCAGAAAGCUGACAGGGUUGUUUGGGAGCGGCGUCAACUCUCAUUAAUUAAAUGUUGAGUGUAUUUACUGCUCAGGAAAACAUUUGUUUUUGGCAAAACAAUAUCUGACAGUAACCAUUCCACAGAAGAGCAAAACAAAAGCCUAUAUAAUCAUCCCUUUUCACUCCUCUAACCCCCGAGUAAAACGAUUGACAAAAGCCUGUGUAAUUGUCCUCUGUUCACGUUCAUCCCUCCUGGUUCCCAUUCAAAGCUUGACAAUAGUGUCUAAUCAUCUAACGGAAGAGAAAAGCAGUCACUCAGCAUCGUACCAUCACUGGAGACCGCUGCCUUCCCCCAACGGGCUCUCUGUCUAAGACGGCUGCAUUCUCGUUACAGCGCGCUUUAAGCAUGAAAGCUAAACUCUAAUUAGCAAAUUCUGGGCCGCACUUCACAGCUCCUCAUACUUUAUCCUUUUAUUCAUCUGCUUAUAAAAUGUGAAAACAAGUUAUUUCUAUGAUGAACUGUCAGAUGGUUUCCAAACCUGUAUUUAUUUAUUUUUACACAAACAAACUUUUGUAAAUCAGUGUUUAAGGUUUGUGACUGUGUAGUACAGUUGUAGGUUGUGCUGUUGGUGUAAUCAAACUCAUUUAUCUCCAUAGAAAUGGAGGCAGUGGCAGAGGCAGUAAUGGAUAUGCGAGCUAAUCUGCUAGGAAACGACAAAUGUGGAACGUAAAGGGACAUUAUAGUUUGGAUUCACAAAUGUUUUUUGGCCUGGAUUCCUUUUUCUUGCUGUUUUUUGAGGGAUACUUUAGAAGCUGUACAUGUGACUGUGAUGAAACUCCUGUUUCUGUGCGUGUGAAGGGUAAUACUGGAACUGAUGUGUAUGACUGUCAAUGACUCUGUGUGGCAAAAAUAAAAGUGUGAA